AUGUUGGUUCGCCCUGAAGCGCGAGGGUUCGACACCCGGACAAUGUCACUGGUCGAGGCUCUUCAGGCCUUACAAACUUCUGAAUCUCUGCGGGCACAAUUAUAUCAUGCCACGAAUCUCCCAUGGCUUUAUCGUCGUUACAAUGAUAUGGAGCUCCAAAAUCUCAUUCCUUCAUUAUUGCUGCGCCUCAAAGAAGACCAGAGAUGCUACGACUUCCUGAAAUGGUGGGCCAAAGCCAUCAGAAAUCCGGACUAUAGCUGGUUCCAUGCUGAUCUCCCAUUCUUGGACACCUGA
Molecule: messenger RNA, 294 nt
Organism: Penicillium macrosclerotiorum
Lineage: Eukaryota; Fungi; Ascomycota; Eurotiomycetes; Eurotiales; Aspergillaceae
Exons: 1
Coding region: 1-294 (97 amino acids)
Source: RefSeq, a predicted model, not a curated record